GCCAGUUCGCUGUAGAAAAAAAGAAAUAAUCCCAUUACUGCCGGGGCUUAAACCCUAAACCCAUUUCUGGGAAAUUCUUCUUCUGCAUCAAUGCCAGUCAAUCUCAUCCCCCACCUCCGAUUUCUCAAUUUCUGUAACCCCGUCGCGGUGUUUUCCGCCAUGAAGCCCGCACCGCCGUUCAAACCUUGUCGGGCCACGCCCAUUUUGUCUCGGGUCUUCUCGCACAAGCUCAAGUACCGGCCUUUCAGGCUGCCGCUCCCGCCGCCGUCCAUUUCCGGCCAGUUUGGUCUCCGGAUGUUCUCGACCAGGUCUGACCGAGGAGUAUCCCGUGGAGGGAGGACUGGCCGGGGUGGCGAUGUUCGGCCUCCGAAGAGCCUGGUGGAGGAUGAAGCUGAUCUCAGUGACUGGCUUAGCGGGUUGAGGUCAGAUUCUUAUUUGAAAACUAGGGUUUACAGCGAAAGUGAUGACAAUGAUGACGAUGAUGAUGGUUUUUCUGGGAGAUCUAGGGGCGGCGGCGGUAGAGGGCGGAUGGGGAGAGGAGGAGGUGGCGGUGGUAGAGGAGGGCCGAUGGGGAGAGAGGUGGGAGGUGGAAGACGGAGAGUAGAGACGGGAUUUGUUGAUGAUGACGACGACGAGGACGACGAUGGCUUUGAUGGGAGAUCUAGUGGAAGGGGUAGAGGGCAAAGGGGGAGAGGAGGUGGUGGUAGAGGAGGGCAGAUGGGGAGAGAGAUGGGAGGUGGAAGGCGGAGGGUAGAGACCGGAUUCGAUGAUUUUCACAGGUCUGAUAAGCAGAAUUCAGGCAAGGAGAAAAUGCAGCCAUUUUCAAGGGAAGGAGGGAGGUUUGGGAGGAACGAGGGAUCCACUCGAAUGCAAAGAGGCGGGAGAUUCGGGAAUGAAGGUAGGCCUGAUAGGCAAAACUCGGGCUCCGACAGGAUGCAGCCAUUUCAAAGGAAAGGUGGAAGGUUUGAGGUCGAAACCAGAGGAGGGAAAAAGAGGGGCGUGGAUGAGUUCGAUUCUGGAUUCCGUAGGGAUAGAAAGAGAAGAAAUGGUGCUGGUGAGAUGACAGAUGAAGAUGAAGAUGAAGAUGAUGAUGAUGAUGACGACGACGAGGAUGAUAAUGGAUAUAAAAGGUUCGGUGAUUUGUUAGACAGCGAGGAAGAAAGUGAGGAAGAAGAAGAAGAAGAUGAAGAAGAAGAAGAAGAAGCUGUAGAGAAAGAAACGAAUCCGUCUUCACGGGCUUCAAUGCCAAGAAGCCCACAAGGGGAAACUAAUUCAUACCUAAGUGAAACAAGGUUUGAUCAGUUUCCACUCUCACCUUUAUCACUAAAAGGAAUCAAAGAUUCAGGAUAUGAGAAGAUGACACUUGUUCAAGAAGCCACCCUUCCCAUCAUUCUGAAAGGAAAAGAUGUUCUUGCCAAGGCCAAAACUGGCACUGGCAAAACUGUAGCCUUUUUACUUCCCUCCAUUGAAAUCGUCUUAAAGUCGACCCCAUCAACUCGCGACCAAAAACUCUCUCCAAUUCUCGUCCUCGUAGUCUGCCCCACCAGAGAACUUGCAAGCCAAGCUGCAGCAGAAGCCAACUCUCUCUUAAAGUACCACCCCACAAUUGGAGUUCAGGUUGUCAUAGGAGGAACAAGGCUUGCUUUGGAGCAGAAAAAGAUGCAAGCCAAUCCAUGCCAGAUCCUUGUGGCCACACCUGGCAGGCUCAAAGACCAUAUUGAGAACACGUCUGGGUUCGCGACAAGAUUGAUGGGUGUCAAGGUUUUGGUUCUUGACGAAGCCGACCAUUUGUUAGACAUGGGUUUUCGCAAGGACAUUGAGAGGAUCAUCGCAGCCCUACCAAAGAAUCGCCAAACGCUCCUAUUCUCUGCGACAGUCCCUCAAGAGGUACGUCACAUCUCUCACAUUGCCCUAAAAAGAGACCACGAGUUCGUCAACACAGUUCAGGAAGGGAGUGAAGAGACACACGCGCAGGUCCAACAGAUGUAUCUGGUUGCCCCUUUAGACAAACAUUUUUCAUUUCUCUAUUCAAUGCUAAAAGACCAUAUUUCAGAUGAUCCCAACUACAAAGUUCUCGUCUUUUGCACAACUGCAAUGGUGACUAGACUCGUGGCACAGCUUCUUGGAGAGCUGAACUUGAACGUACGAGAAAUCCAUUCCCGGAAACCCCAAAGCUACAGGACCCGAGUUUCGGACGAGUUUAGGAAAUCCAAAGGACUUAUUCUGGUGACUUCUGACGUGUCUGCGCGAGGAGUGGAUUAUCCGGAUGUUACCCUUGUGAUACAAAUUGGGCUCCCAUCUGAUAGACAACAAUACAUUCAUAGACUCGGACGAACAGGGAGGAAGGGUAAAGAAGGACAAGGGGUAUUGAUGUUGGCGCCUUGGGAAGAGUUUUUCUUAUCGACAGUGAAAGAUUUGCCCAUGACAAAGGCUGGAAUUCCUCUGGUUGAUCCAGAGACAAAGAGGAAGGUGGAGAAGGCCUUGUCUCUGGUAGAGAUGAAGAACAAAGAAGCUGCUUAUCAGGCUUGGCUUGGAUACUAUAAUUCGAACAAGAGCGUGGGAGGGGACAAGUAUAGGCUUGUUGAGCUUGCCAAUGAGUUCAGUAGAAGCAUGGGGCUUGACAACCCUCCAGCCAUCCCGAAACUCGUGCUUGGCAAGAUGGGGCUUAAGAACAUUCCGGGCUUGCGUUCCAAGUAGGUAAAGGCGCUAGGAGUUGGGUUUUCUUGCUGGGGUUUUUGCAGAUUUUCUUUAAGGUAAGAGUACUCUUUUAUUUUCAUGCAUUUUGGAAAUUUAUUGCUUUCAGAUUGUGCUGUGCUUUGUUUGAACUUUGAAGUUUUUUACCCCCCAACCAAAUAGCCUUUGAAGCUUUCUUGGUUUUGCAAUCAUUUAACUUUUCAAAUAUCUAUCACUUCCAGAACAGUGCUUACUGCGGAGCAUUGUUUUCU
This is a messenger RNA of Cuscuta campestris, 2945 nucleotides long. NCBI's taxonomy places the organism in Eukaryota, Viridiplantae, Streptophyta, Magnoliopsida, Solanales, Convolvulaceae. The record is from the annotation of a GenBank genome assembly.